GGGUAGGUACGGCGGCGCUGACCCAUUUGGCACCGCGGGGAAUACGAAUGGCGUACGCGCCGUCACCCUUAGUGGUACACUCCCAAAACUGCAGAGGACUCAACAUACCGGAGCGAGGGUCACACCUCUUGCGCAGUCUCAAACAACAACAUGUAUCAGUGGCAAUGCUCCAAGAAACGCAUCUCAGACCAGAAACAAACAAACUGCUCAAAGAUAAAACGUAUCCAACGAAUUACUAUAGUAACCACCCAACGGCACGCAAAGCUGGAACGGCAAUCCUCCUGGCAUCACACCUACAAUUCAAACCAAUAGACACGCUAUCGGAUGCGGGAGGCAGAUUCCUCUUCGUCAAGGGCGAGAUAGCACAGAAGGUCUAUACCUUUGCUACGGUAUACACACCCAACAGUGGCCAA
Messenger RNA from Pelobates cultripes (western spadefoot toad), 413 nucleotides. Lineage: Eukaryota; Metazoa; Chordata; Amphibia; Anura; Pelobatidae. The record is from the annotation of a GenBank genome assembly.